This is a messenger RNA of Oldenlandia corymbosa var. corymbosa, 1938 nucleotides long. The record is from the annotation of a GenBank genome assembly. NCBI's taxonomy places the organism in Eukaryota, Viridiplantae, Streptophyta, Magnoliopsida, Gentianales, Rubiaceae.
CUCAAUUUAGGUGUUUAAUAAUACGCAUAAUUAGGGAUAUCUUCCCAAUCCCAUCGUUUGAGAUUUUCAUGCUUAGAUUAGACCCUUCAAAAACCCUUGACUUAUUCGUUCUGCAUCAAACAAAAAGAUCCCAUUUCCCCUCCACAUCCCUUGUAUCUCUCUGUCCUGUUCAUACUCACAAAAAAAAAAGGCAAAAAAUCAGAAAUAAAAUUAAUAAAUAAAUAAAUCCAUGAAACUGCAGUUUAAAAAAAAAGAAGAGAUUUACAGGCGAUUAUAUUUUUUUUCCUCCCUUUGCUGAAGGUUUGAACGAGGAAAGGUAACCUUUAAUUAACCUAUCCGCGUUCACCCAAAGCCUCCUUUCUCUCUCGAAGCAUCUCUGUUUCUGGUUUUAAACAUUAAAAAAACUGGGAAAUCUGAAAAAGGAGGAGAAAAAAAGAAAAUUCAGUGUUUUUAUUUUUGCCCUAAAAAUUACUUAAUCUUAUUACCUCUCCUAGCCGCCAUACGUCCCACAUCCUCAAGCUUUUUUUCUUAGGCCCCCAGCUCUCUUCAUUUCUCUCUCGCUCUAGAUAUUUUAUAUUAAAUAUAUACAGAUUUGAUAUGUAUGUGGUAAAUAAGGAACAUAUUGAAAACAGUGUUUUCAAUUGUUUUGCUGGUUGGACCUUCGAUCCCAGAUCCCUUUGACGGAAAAAGAUUCGAUCUUGAUUGAUUUGACGAUCUGUUGAAGUUGUAGGCAGGUUCAAUAGAUCGGGUUGAGGGUCGUUCAUCAUCGUUGAUCUGUUUUAUGAUCAGGUUUUUUGAAAUUUUUUGUUCGAAGAGUUUGUGUUGUUGUGAUCUGUUUUCAAGAGAUGUCGCUUUUGUUCAAAAGCGAUUCGGUUCUAAUUCGGGAGGUGUGGAAUGACAACCUUGAAGAAGAGUUUGCGCUGAUCCGGGAAAUUGUGGAUGAUUUCCCGUACGUGGCUAUGGAUACGGAGUUUCCUGGCAUUGUUCUCAGGCCUGUGGGCAAUUUCAAGAGUAAUACUGAUUUCCACUAUCAAACCUUGAAGGACAACGUUGACUUAUUGAAGUUGAUCCAGUUAGGUCUCACAUUUUCUGACGAGAAAGGGAAUUUGCCCAAGUGCGGGACGGAUAAGUAUUGCAUUUGGCAGUUUAAUUUUAGGGAAUUCAAUCCAAAUGAAGACGUUUUUGCCAAUGAUUCGAUUGAAUUGUUGCGGCAAAGUGGCAUUGAUUUCGCCAAGAAUAAUGAAAAGGGUGUUGAUGCCAGGAGAUUUGGUGAGCUACUGAUGUCAUCCGGGAUUGUUUUGAAUGAUAAUGUGUAUUGGGUUACGUUCCACAGUGGAUAUGAUUUUGGUUAUUUGCUGAAGCUCUUGACUUGUCAGGACUUGCCUGAUAGUCAGGCAGAGUUUUUCACUUUGAUUAACAUUUAUUUCCCCGUUAUUUAUGAUAUUAAGCAUUUGAUGAAGUUCUGCAACCAUCUCCAUGGUGGAUUAAACAAGCUGGCAGAGCUUUUGGAAGUUGAGAGGGUUGGCAUUUGCCACCAGGCCGGCUCAGAUAGCUUGCUUACAGCUUGUACAUUCAGGAAGCUGAAAGAAACCUUCUUUAGUGGCUCGCUGGAGAAGUACACUGGCGUCUUGUAUGGUCUAGGUGUAGAGAAUGGACAGAAUGUUCAUUGAGAAAGGAAAAAAUUGAAAAAAGAAAAAAAGUUCUGAGUGUGUGAAAAGAUAGGAACCGCAGUAGAUGUUGAUGUACCUGCAUGUAUUUCUGUAAACUUUUCAGAUAAAGGUGUUAAAUUAAAUCGAUGAUGAUUUCUUAAUCUUAAUUUGCAUUUGUCAUCUUCUGUUACUGGUUCUGAAUGCGUUCUUUUUCUCGCUGGCUUAGGCUCAGGGGUAUGAAUUAGCUUAAGUUGUGUUUUGGUACGUAAACGAUAAUAUAUUUAUGAAG